This is a messenger RNA of Notolabrus celidotus (New Zealand spotty), 1661 nucleotides long. RefSeq lists its product as uncharacterized. The coding region runs from base 148 to 816 and encodes 222 amino acids. The transcript has 5 exons. The record is from RefSeq and is a predicted model, not a curated record. NCBI's taxonomy places the organism in Eukaryota, Metazoa, Chordata, Actinopteri, Labriformes, Labridae.
UGAGGUCAAUUGUAAGAAAGAGACACAGGAUGGUCAUUGUUGUAAAGACACAAUGGUAGCAGGGGAGUGCAAACAUCUUUAACUUGUUGCUUUAUGAUGGGAAAGAGCUGGAUUUGAUCAUAUUUCAGAGGGUACCGAGGAAUAUCUAUGAUUUAUCUCCAACUCUGCUUUCUGCCAUUAAGAAUCAUGCUUGGGCCUCUAGAACGCCGACAUAAAUCUCACAUCACAGAGAAGCCGAUGCCACAGGGUCCCCCAGGUGGUGUUAUCGGGAUCCUUGGAGGUGUCGUUGCCAUUGGACUCAUCAUCGGCGUGGCUGUUACUGUUGUCAUGGUCCAUCGGAGGCAGCAGAAGACCCGCACUGAGACAGAUAAUGACCUGACCGACCUCCCACCUGCUCACAAACCUGCCCCGCCCCCACCUAAGAAGAAGAACAGUGACAUGAAGGGACACUUGACAUCUGAUGACAUCCAGGUGGUUCAUCUGGACAAGGAUGAAGAAAUGCAGAAGCUCCCUCUUCAGCCUCCUUAUUACGACAUGGCGCCCUCCGAGUCGACCCCCUUCACUGAUAAGCCGGACUCUGGGAGGCGUCCAGAAGAGCUGUUGAACCCGGCUGAAUACAUGAGCUACCAGCGCGUCGCCAACAUGGAACAGUACCCCGAGUCUCAGCCCGCUCCAGCCUAUCCUGUUACCUUCCUGCCUCAGCACCCUUACACACAGCAGCCACCCAGCGAGCCCAUGUACUCCAACACCACCUUCACCGCCCCUGCCCCUGGCCCUCGCCCUCCAUACACGUUCCCCAAGGAGCAAUCUGUGUGACAUGCUACAUAACUUUUAGCUCUGCAAGAGGCGACGUGAUAGUGCCACAGACGCCUCGUGGAAAAAUAAAAGCUCUGCUGAAGGGAUGUGCAUCCGUUCCCACCUCGCUUCUGUUUAUUCUCUACGCUUAAACCACGUGUGGGCUUCUCCCUGACAUGAUGAAAGUGUCUGUAAUUUGUGGCCCUGAGUCCCUUGAAACCCCCCCCGUGUAUUGUGCACUACACUGAGGCUGUCUGUAAGACCCCCACUCACCUUGUGAUGUUAGCGUAGCCGACACAAACUACCCUCCUCCAGCACUCUUUCCCCUCCAACCCCACUCGCCCACACUCCCUGUUUGUUUUUUGACUGCCUCCUCACCUUUUGAAUAUUUGGUUUCUAGCCAGCCGUCUAAACCGUGUACAGAAUAUACCAUGUAUCACUCAAGAUGUUAUUUUUUCUUCUUCUUCUUCUUCUUUUUUUUUACAUUUCCCACAGUGGUAGUGACCUUUUUAUAGCAUCGUGCUUCUUUUUGUUUGUUCUGUUUGUCUGUCAAUCAUAUGCUUGCUUCUUUGAAAGUAAUAUACUGUACUGUAUGUGUGAUCGGGUGUGUUCUGGUGAAAAAAAGAAAACAAAUGCCAUAUGAUUUGUAAAAGUAAUUAUCAAUUUUUAAUGACAUUGACUACCCCUUUAAUGACAGGAAAUGACAGGUUGUCAUGUGAAGAUGUGAAUUGGCAGUCCCUCAUCUAAAUCCUUUGUUACCUUUCAUAAUAGCUCUGCUGUUAUGAAGUUUGACUGGAUAUUUCGGACUAUUGGAAGCGAAUGUUAUCCUCAUAAGCACUAAGAAAAACAAAGGGCUUGAGAUCAAA